AUACUACAUACAGAAGGAUAUAGAUAUUUAGGAGCAAAAACAGACAUGGUAACGUGGAAUCCUCAUGUUGAAGCAGAUGAUGAGUAUAGCACUUCUCGAGUAGCUCUUAUGAGUGGAGCUUACUAUGACUAUCAAGACAUUGAAUCUGGAUGGGCAGUUAAUCCAAGGGUUUAUGGUGAUAGGCAGACGCGAUUUUUCACUUAUUGGACUACUGAUGGCUCAAGAGAAACAGGUUGCUUUGACCUGGCUUGUCCUGGUUUUGUACAAACCAGCCAUGAGAUAGCACUUGGUGCAGCUAUAUACCCAAUCUCAACCCAAAAUGGUCUCCCUUAUUCAAUUACUGUUUAUAUUUACAAGGAUUUAAAUACAAGCAACUGGUGGCUACAAUAUGGAGAAAAAAUAAACAUAGGAUAUUGGCCAUCAGAGAUAUUUGAAGGUGGGCUAAAAUACCAUGCAGAAACAGUUCAAUGGGGUGGUGAAGUUUAUAGCAGCAAAGUAGGAACACAUCCACAUACAAAAACACAAAUGGGAAGUGGAGCAUUUCCUAUUUUUAUAUAUGCAAAUACAGGAUUUAUGAAAAGAAUAAGAGUUCUUCAAAAUUCAAUGGAGUUGAAAUUUCCAGAAUAUGUUGAUGCUUAUUCUGAGGAAUAUGAUUGUUAUCGUACUCAGUAUAUGGGUGAUUAUGUUGAAGAACCUGAAUUUCAUUUUGGAGGUCCAGGAAGGAAUCCAAUAUGCCCUUAAAACACAUUGUUAACAGUGACGCUCGUUUCAGUUGCAGACAAGUUGGGGUCGGCUAUAUGAAUUGUCACUAAUUUUGAAUUUUGUUGAGUUUAUUAUCAAUCUUGGUUUCGCUUUAACAGCUAGUUUAGAUGGUUGUUCUCUAUUGUAUUGUAUCAAUUUUCUUUAUUAUUAUUAUUAUGUUGAAAAACCUGAAUUUCACUUUGGAGGGCUGGGAAGGAAUCCAAUAUGCCCUUAAAACAUAUUGUGAAUUUAGAAUAUAGCGACACGAUGACGCUAGCUUCAGUUCAAAACAAGUUAGGGUCGGCUAUAUGAAAUUGUCACUAAUUUUGAAUUUUGUUGAGUUUAUUAUCAAUCUUGGUUUCGCUUUAACAGCUAGUUUAGAUGGUUGUUCUCUAUUGUAUUGUAUCAAUUUUCUUUAUUAUUAUUA
Messenger RNA from Nicotiana tabacum (common tobacco), 1168 nucleotides. NCBI's taxonomy places the organism in Eukaryota, Viridiplantae, Streptophyta, Magnoliopsida, Solanales, Solanaceae. The record is from RefSeq and is a predicted model, not a curated record.